AUGAGGGGAGAGAAUGUCGCCAAGGUCAGUGCAUUCAUCCUGGUGGGCUUCCCCACAGCCCCCGGGCUGCAGUACAUGCUCUUCCUCCUCUUUCUGGUCAUGUAUCUCUUUGUCCUGGUGGAGAACCUGGCCAUCAUCCUCACCAUCUGGAGCAGCAACUCCCUCCAUCAGCCCAUGUACUACUUUCUAUGCUCCAUGUCUUUCUUGGAGAUCUGGUAUGUAUCUAACAUCAUCCCUAAGAUGCUGGAUGGAUUCCUCCUGCAACAAAAACACAUCUCUUUCAUAGGAUGCAUGAUUCAGCUCUACUUCUUUAUCUCUCUAGUAUGCACCGAGUGUGUGCUCCUGGCGUCCAUGGCCUAUGACCGCUACGUAGCCAUCUACCACCCCCUGCGCUAUGUGGUCAUCAUGUCCACUGUCCUUUGUGUCCAGCUCGUGGGCUUUUCCUUUGCAAGUGCCUUCACUGUCUCCGUGAUCAAGGUCUACUUUAUCUCCAGUGCCACGUUCUGUGGCUCCAAUAUCCUGAACCACUUCUUCUGUGACAUCUCCCCCAUUCUCAAGCUGGCCUGCACAGACUUCUUGACUGCAGAGCUGGUGGAUUUCGUCCUGGCCAUUGUCAUCCUGGUGUUCCCACUCAUAGCCACCGUGCUGCCCGAUGCACACAUUGUGCUGGCCGUCCUGCACAUCCCCUCUGCCACUGGCCGCUGGAGAGCCUUCUCCACCUGUGCCUCCCACCUCACCGUGGUCACUAUCUUCUACAUGGCCAUGAUCUUCAUAUACGUCCGGCCCCAGGCCAUUGACACCCGGAGCUCUAACAAGCUCAUCUCUGCUGUUUACACAGUGCUCACUCCAAUCAUAAACCCUCUCAUCUACUUCGUGAGGAACAAGGAAUUUAAGGAUGCCUUGAAAAAGGCUCUGGGCUUAGGCCAAGCUCCUCAAUGGGACAUUUGA
This is a messenger RNA of Choloepus didactylus (southern two-toed sloth), 948 nucleotides long. RefSeq names its product olfactory receptor 6B2-like. Gene Ontology annotation, molecular function: G protein-coupled receptor activity; olfactory receptor activity. Lineage: Eukaryota; Metazoa; Chordata; Mammalia; Pilosa; Megalonychidae. Gene Ontology annotation, cellular component: membrane. The record is from RefSeq and is a predicted model, not a curated record. The transcript has a single exon. Gene Ontology annotation, biological process: G protein-coupled receptor signaling pathway. The coding region runs from base 1 to 948 and encodes 315 amino acids.